AUGACCGAGAGGCUUGUCAACCAGAAUAUUUACGACGAAAUAACGCAGGAUUUUAGAUAUUGGGAAGACGCGAGCGAUGAGUAUCGUCAGCUAGAAGGAUCUCUUCUGCCGCUGUGGAGGUUCUCCUGCGACAAGUCCCGCUCUCUCGUGGUGUCUGCGCUCUCUUGGAACCCCGCUCGCCAAGAUCUUUUCGCCGCCUCUUACACGCCAGAGAGGAUGCUGGUGACCCCCCGAGGCGUCAUGUCAGUACAGUUCCACCCUUCUCAUGAGAGCAUGUUGGUGGCGGGUCACAGCGACGGGACGGUGACGGUGUACGAUGCGAGAAACGCGUCUCCCGGGCAGCUCUCCUCCUCCACCACGUCCGGCAAGCACCUUCUGCCUGUCAUGCAGGUGCGUUGGAUCACGACAGAGCCCGGAGAAAACAUGAGCUUUUACUCAGUAUCUCAAGAUGGUCGAGUGUCUCAGUGGUUUGUUCGGACUACUUCCCUUAAGUACGAAGACGUAUUGAAUUUCAAUACGGCGCAGCAGACAAAGGAUCAUGUGGCUUCCUCAAAUAAAAUAGAUUUAGAGGGUACUGCUACGUGCAUAGCCCUAAGCCCUGAGCGUAAGGACGUGCUGCUCUUUGGUGUCGACACGGGCGCCUUGUUCCAGGUAUGUACUUCCGACACCGCCCACGCUAUCACCCGCUAUCGCGCUCAUCUUAGUCCAGUCACAGCCGUCGCGUGGAACAAUGUUCACACGAAGGUCUUUGCAAGUUGCGCUUUAGACUGGACAGUCAAGAUUUGGCUACAGUACCAUCUGUCGGCUCUGAUGACGCUUGACCUUGGCGGCCCUGUCAUGGAACUAGACUGGUCCCCUUCGAGCAGCACUUUGGUCGUAGCUGUCACUGAUGAGGGCAGGGUGUUCGUGUACGACUUGUUCUUUCGGAAAUAUCACCCCCUAUGCGUGCAGAACCUUCUCCAAAGACGACGAUCGAGCCUGACCUGCGUGGCGUUCAACCCUUCUCAGCCGAUCGUAUUGGUUGGCGGGGAGAAGUACGUAUAG
Molecule: messenger RNA, 1044 nt
Organism: Penaeus indicus
Lineage: Eukaryota; Metazoa; Arthropoda; Malacostraca; Decapoda; Penaeidae
Product: dynein axonemal intermediate chain 1-like
Exons: 7
Coding region: 1-1044 (347 amino acids)
Biological process (GO): outer dynein arm assembly; cilium movement
Cellular component (GO): protein phosphatase type 2A complex; outer dynein arm
Molecular function (GO): dynein light chain binding; protein phosphatase regulator activity; dynein heavy chain binding
Source: RefSeq, a predicted model, not a curated record